AUGGGAGUUGAAGAAAUGGUUGCAAUGUUUUUAGUUGUUGUUGGAAAUGGGGUAGGUAAUAGAAUGAUUCAAGAAAGGUUUCAACACUCAAGGGAGACUGUUAGUAGACAUUUUCAUCGGGUACUUCGUGCUUGUCUUAAGUUGUCUAUGAAAUAUAUUAAACCUGAAGAUCCUACAUUUCAUGAUUGUCAUUCAAAAAUAAAAAAUGAUCAACGUUAUUGGCCUUUUUUCAAGAAUGUUAUAGGAGCAAUUAAUGGUACUCAUGUGUCAUGUGUAGUUAAUGCCAACGAGCAAACCAGGUAUAUUGGAAGAAAGGGAUAUCCUACACAAAAUAUAAUGGCUGUAUGUGAUUGGAAUAUGUGUUUCACUUUUGUAUUAGCCGGUUGGGAAGGUACUGCCCAUGAUGCACGUGUUUUUGACCAAGCUCUCACAAAUGUGAACCUUAAUUUUCCACACCCUCCUCCUGGUAAGUAUUAUUUGGUAGAUUCUGGCUAUCCAACACCAAUAGGAUACAUUGGUCCCUACAGAUGUGAACGUUAUCACCUUCCUGAUUUUAGGCGUUCUAACGGGUUCGCAAAUAAUAAUGAAGUAUUUAAUUAUUAUCACUCAAGUUUAAGGUGCACAAUAGAAAGAACUUUUGGAGUAUGGAAGAACAGAUUUGCAAUUUUGCGUUGUAUGCCCAAGUUCAAAUUUCAGACGCAGGUUCAAAUAGUCGUCGCAACAAUGACCAUUCACAACUUUAUUAGAAGGAAUGCAGAAAUUGAUGUUGAUUUUAAUCUUUAUGAAGAUGAAAAUACAACCAUUCACCAUGAUGAUUACCAUAUAUCGCCUAACUUAGAUCAAUCACAAGUUUUAAAUGUCGCUUCAUCAUUAGAGAUGGAUCACGUUCGCGACUCAAUUCGCAAUAAAAUUAUAGAGUACAAGUUAAAAACUUAA
Molecule: messenger RNA, 936 nt
Organism: Lathyrus oleraceus (garden pea)
Lineage: Eukaryota; Viridiplantae; Streptophyta; Magnoliopsida; Fabales; Fabaceae
Exons: 2
Coding region: 1-936 (311 amino acids)
Source: RefSeq, a predicted model, not a curated record